Molecule: messenger RNA, 644 nt
Organism: Tricharina praecox
Lineage: Eukaryota; Fungi; Ascomycota; Pezizomycetes; Pezizales; Pyronemataceae
Product: dolichol phosphate-mannose biosynthesis regulatory protein
Exons: 3
Coding region: 143-415 (90 amino acids)
Biological process (GO): GPI anchor biosynthetic process
Cellular component (GO): dolichol-phosphate-mannose synthase complex; endoplasmic reticulum membrane
Molecular function (GO): enzyme regulator activity
Source: RefSeq, a predicted model, not a curated record
ACCAAACCAUAAGCCAACUUCACCGCCUACCAGUAUCCCGUGAAUCUACGCACCAAAACUCCCACCAGACCGACCUCGACACACUCAUUUUCUACACUUAGGAGCACCGGGAGCCACGCGUUCGCUCCACACAUACACAGUCAUGCUCGCCCAACUUGCAGGUCUCACCAUGAUAAUCAUCGCCACCGUCGUCUUCCUGUACUACACGAUCUGGACUCUGUUCAUGCCGUUCGUGGACGAGAACAUCGAGCUGCACAACUUCUUCCCGCCGCGCGUAUGGGCGAUCCGAAUCCCGAUGAUCAUCAUCCUCGUCGGAAUCGCGGUCGUGGGGAGCUUCCUCAGCAUGGUCAUGAUCAAGAGUGCGCAGAAGAAGAGGGCUAAGCAGGCACUUGCUGCGGGCAAGAAGAAGGCUUGAUUUUGUGCAUAGGGGUGACAAGAGGGGAGCGGUGGGGUGAGAGGAAGCUGUGCGGGGAGAUACUGUACUUAAUAUGAUACUCGUUGUUGGACGGAUACGUGGAGAGGGUGGACUUCUGGCGUAUUUCCGUGGGCCUCCUAACUAGCGAAUACUAGCCUUCUUGCGGAUCAACGCGAAUUCGAUGUUCUAUGUUUCCUCGUAAUACCAAUUCAGGCCGCUCGAAUCCCUC